Molecule: messenger RNA, 302 nt
Organism: Strongylus vulgaris
Lineage: Eukaryota; Metazoa; Nematoda; Chromadorea; Rhabditida; Strongylidae
Source: the annotation of a GenBank genome assembly
AUGACCUCAGACUCCUCUUUUGGCAGCAGCGGCAGGUUGAUUUCUAUCCCCCCAGAUGGUGGCUGGGGUUGGGUGGUGGUUGUCGGCUCCUUCUUUAUCCAUGUGGUUACUGAUGGCUUUGUCUAUUCACUGGGAAUACUUGUAGAUGUCCUAAUGGAGGUUUGCCAAUUUCAGUUCUCUUCAAUUUUUAUUUUCAUACGUGCAUUACUAAGUAAGUUAUCUUUGAGUAUAAGUUUUGAAGAUGAAGUCUUUUCUAGUGAACCGCGCAAAAAUUGUUGUUUAAUAUUAAAGUUGCUUUAACA